AUGGUGAACACUGGCAUGCAGCUGAUCAGCUUCACCUGCGCGGUGACUGGCUGGAUCAUGGCGAUCGCCGUCACGGCCUUGCCCCAGUGGAAGGUCUCGGCCUUCAUCGGCAGCAACAUCCUGACCUCAGAGAUCAAGUGGGAAGGCAUCUGGAUGAACUGCAUCUACCAGACCACCGGCCACAUGCAGUGUAAGACUUACGACUCCAUGCUGGCCUUGCCUCCGGACAUCCAGGCGGCCCGCGCCCUCAUGUGUCUGGCCAUCUUCAUGGGCUGGCUCUCCUGCACCGUGUCCUGCUGCGGCAUGAAGUGCACCACCUGCGCCGGGGACGACCGGCGGGCCAAGGCGGGCAUCGCGCUCUCGGGCGGGGUUCUCUUCAUUCUGACCGGCCUGUGCGUGCUGAUUCCCGUCUCCUGGACUGCUAACACCGUGGUCCAGGAUUUCUACAACCCCAACGUGCCCUUGAUGCACAAACGAGAGCUGGGCCAGGCUAUUUAUCUGGGCUGGGCAGCAGCGGUUAUUCUCAUGAUCAGUGGGGCCGUGUUGAGCAGCACCUGCCCCCUCAUGGAGAGGGGCGGCAGGUACCGCAGGGGCUACAUCGGCCGGAGCUUUGCAAAUUCACCCGCUUCAGCACCAGAUCCCCCAAAACCCAUCACAUCUAAUAGUCUGCCUUUAAAGGAGUAUGUAUAG
This is a messenger RNA of Chelmon rostratus (copperband butterflyfish), 690 nucleotides long. Its product is annotated as claudin-4. Gene Ontology annotation, biological process: cell adhesion; bicellular tight junction assembly. Gene Ontology annotation, cellular component: bicellular tight junction; plasma membrane. Bases 1 to 690 code for a protein of 229 amino acids. The record is from RefSeq and is a predicted model, not a curated record. Lineage: Eukaryota; Metazoa; Chordata; Actinopteri; Chaetodontiformes; Chaetodontidae. Gene Ontology annotation, molecular function: structural molecule activity. The transcript has a single exon.